This is a messenger RNA of Tetranychus urticae (two-spotted spider mite), 3242 nucleotides long. RefSeq names its product BBSome complex member BBS7-like. Lineage: Eukaryota; Metazoa; Arthropoda; Arachnida; Trombidiformes; Tetranychidae. Gene Ontology annotation, molecular function: protein binding. The record is from RefSeq and is a predicted model, not a curated record. Gene Ontology annotation, biological process: cilium assembly; intracellular transport; intracellular protein localization. Gene Ontology annotation, cellular component: membrane; ciliary basal body; axoneme.
CGAGUAAUAUCGACAAGCAAAGUAUCGAUACUUUUACUCAAAAAAAAGGUAUCGGGGAAACACUAUUCCCUAUUUGUUCUUUAAACAAGGGUCUGGGGCUAUCCUUGCGUUAACAAGGUAUAUCAUCUUGUUUAAUAAUUGAUGUGAAAUUUUCGUUUACUGUUCAAAUCAAAUCUAAGUUGUUGGAUAUAAUUGUGAUAUACAUCAUGUAAACUCUACCAAGUAAGAAAGAUCAUUCUGAACUUUGUUCAAUGAUUAUCAAAAAGAACGGUUGUAAGUUACUGUUUAUUUCAUUGACUUAUCAUCAUGUAUUUCUAAACUUACCAUACCAUGUAUAUCAUAUGAAUGCAUGAUUGGAUGAAAAAUAUCGAUUCACUUGGUCGUUUUGUUGCUAUUAAUUGCCAACAUUAGUAACCAUGGAAUCGUAAAUUUCCAAAUACCAAGGAAAAGCUUCAGUAUAGCAGUAAAAACGGAGAUGUGAAAAAAUCCGUUGAUUAAUUUGAAUGAAUAACAACAAGGUCUUUCAACCUUAGCAUGAAUAUUGGCGCUAAGCUUAACCGAAUUGAUUACCUUCAAGUAGGUUUGACUUCACAAAACACUUUGAAAGCCUUAAGUCCAGGAUCGUCUGACAACCAUCUUACUGUUAUCGCUGUGAUUGGUGAUCAUUCGGGUUCAAUUCAUUGUUUCUCUCUGCGUCCAGAACCAUCAACUCUAGUGAACACCAUUUUCAGAACUCUGCCAAAUCCAAAUGGAAAGGUCAACUGCCUUCAGGUUGCAAGAGACGUUAUUGGUUCGCCUAAAAUUUUGAUAGCUUUUGGUUCUUCCAUGAUUCGUGGUUACACAGGUAAAGGGAAACAAUUUUUUGGUCUCCAGUUGAACAAUUUAACCGAACCGAUCAAACAUUUUCAAAUUAUCUGGCCGGUUGAUGUUUACAUUUGCGGUUAUUAUAUUUACAAUCACUAUGUUUUAACACCUGACACAUGGACAGAUGGUAAAAACAGCAACAGUUCAAUUCAAUCUAAACAUUUUUACAUCUCGCCAAGUAAAAUUACCGGAUUUAUUGUCACUUUUAAUUCAGUUAGUAAACGUCCAGUUCCAAUUAUCUCAUGUGAAGAUAGACUGAUCAGGAUAUUGAAGAAUUCGACUUGUCAAUAUGAGAUUGAAACUUGUGGUAUUCCUUGUGUGCUUUUUUCCUUGGAAAGGUCAAGCAAGAGUUCCAAAGUCAAUCUUCUUUAUGGAACCAUCGAAGGAAAAGUUGCCUUAAUUUCUUUAGAUUUUGGUUUUAAUGAGGUGAAUGCUGAACAUAAAUGGCAAAUUCCCGACAAAGGCUAUCGCUCUCAAGUUAAUUGCAUUACAAUGAUGGAAUCAACAGGUGAGCUUUAUAUUGGACGGUCUGAUGGUUUAAUUGAGGUGUGGGUCUUCAUGGAAACACUUGAAUCCAAUGGAUCUCUACUUAUCAAUGUUGACCAAAGUCCCACCCUAUUGACUGAUUACAAUUGUGGAGAAAGCUUAACAUCCAUUUGUAUUUGUCGUGAAGGAACGCUCAUCCUAUGCUGUACCUUUACUGGAUUAAUUUUUGGCCUUAACCGAGAUCAAAUGAAUUCAUCAAAUUAUGAACAGCCACAAAUUGUUUCAAAUCGUGAUAUGGAGCACAAGAUCAAUUCGUUGAAAACUGAAAUAGAUCAGUUGGAGAAAAAAUUGAAUCGAAAGAGAGAAUUUUACCAAAAUUUAACUUCGGGUUUGAUUCUUAACAAGAAACAGAAAAAUAGUCCAUCUUAUUCAACAUUACCUUAUUUUACAAUCAACGACUCGCUCAUUUUACAUGAUGACGCUUCAUAUAUUUUAGCAUUGGAAUCGGAGGUUGCCAUUGAUUCAGUAAUCGUUCAAAGCGAUAUUCCAAUUGAAUUGAUCGACUCGGAACGCAAUUCAGCAGUAUACAGUUUAAACGAACAGGAAUCUCCGCAAGUUUUAGCAACAUUUAGAUGUCAAGCAAAUACAACCCGAUUUGAAAUCAAAAUGCAAUUUGUCGAAGGUCAAGCGGGGACUUUGCGUCUAUAUAUAUUAACUCGGAUGAAUCCUAAAAGCUGCCAGGUUAAGAUUUAUUACAUUAAAGCGUUGUCCCUACACAAACGAAAUUACCACCAAAUUGAUCAAGAAUCUUUGCACUUUGUCAACAAACUUCAUAUUUAUGGUUCAUUUGGAUUGAUUGAUUGUCUAAAUUGGCUUCAACUCUGUUUACCAGAAGUACCAGAACGAAUCGAUCUUAUCAAUUCAACAUCGAUUGAGUAUCACUAUUUAUCAACUCUAAUGGGAACUUUUCUUGAAAUUAAUUUUUACAAAGGAUCGCUCAUUUUUCAAUCCAACAAUUUAUCAACCAUUGCUAUCCUUAAAGACGCCAUCACUCGUGAAGCUACAAAAAAGUCAAUCUCUAUUGAGGUCAAUUUGCAUAUCAAUGAGAAUAGUCUGGGGCAUACAAUUCGUAAAUUGUAUCCAAAGUUGAAACAAUUACUUAGUGAGAAAAGGAUUGAUCUAAUUAAAGAAGCUGUCAAAGAUUUACACGUUGUCGAACCCGAGAUUGCUGAAUCGCUAAGCCAGGAACUGGAAUCUAACUCCAAUCCAAUACUCAUCCAUUUUAAUCUGGAAAGGCUUUAUGGUCUUAUAACUGAUCUUUUUCUUGAUUAUUUCAAGCUGGAAGGAUUAACAUCCAGGUUAACAGUUUCAAAUGUUAGAGGGAAAUUAGACGAACUAAUCAAGCUGAUAGAAAGUAACGUAAAUAAUGAAGACAAUCAAGUGGAUAUUUUGGUUGAAAAACUGAAUGAAUUUUGGGGAAUUAAAACAAUGUCAUGAAUUAGAUUUAUUUGAUAAAGAGUUUUGAUAAUUGUUGUGUUUCUCAACAUGUAAUUAAGUGAUUCUUUAUUUUAUUCCGGUGUCCCGAUGUUUUAUCAGAUUAGCUAAACUUAUGGUCAUAGCAUGAAUAGAUAAGGUGUGCACUUGUUAGUUAUUAUUAGUUGCGUUUGCAUUGUUGAGGAAAACUUGAUUAAGUGAAGUUAUUGACACAAACACUGUUAUAAUGACUGCAACCAAACUUGGACCAACUCCGAGUGUAAUCACAAAUUUAUCUGAAAGUUGAACACCAACCGGUAAAUUACUGAUUCUGUUCAUGAAAAGGGUAGCCUGUUGAAUAGAUGAAGAAUCAAAUUAUUAAAUAAUACAUGGAACAAAUAAUAGUUUUUGAACGUUAA